Symbiodinium natans is the source of this 1818-nucleotide messenger RNA. Lineage: Eukaryota; Dinophyceae; Suessiales; Symbiodiniaceae. The record is from the annotation of a GenBank genome assembly.
AUGGCCAUGUGUCCUGGCGACACGACGGAAUGGGAUCCGCUGGCUUGUCCAUUGUUGCCACGCUCUGACUUUCUGCUGAUCCUGGCUCUUGACACUUGCCAGGACGAUGUGCAGCGGAAGUUCGGCAACUUGCCGAAGGAGCUGCCGCAGCGGGAGCUCCACCAAGCCCUGGCGGAUGGGGCAGAGGCCUACGAGCCCCUCGAGUUUCGGAGCUUCGACGAGAUAGAGGCUUUGAAAGAAGAGGCCCAGGACGACGACGAGGAGCUGCUGCGCAAAUACCGCAAGCAGCGCUUGGCUCGGGGCUCCCAGGAAGAGGGGCGCUCUGCUUUCCUCCGAGAGUCAGACGCCUUCUCCCCUUCUUGCUGUGAGCGCUGUGUACCUUGCCGGCCAGCCAACUGGCUUACAGGCUGUCCAGGUCUCCAGAGUCUCCAGGGCUUCUCCCUGCCCUGCGGCCGGGUGCUGGGCAUCCCGAUUCGCCUGCACGUGCUGCUGCCUCUGACAGUGGUGCUGGCUGGCCUCGGUCCGAUUGUGUCUGGGCAUCCCUGGCUUUCCGUCGCUCUCGCGGUGCUGGUUGCAGGGCCAUUGCUGCUCAUCACCGUCUUAGCCCACGAGCUGGGCCACGUCCUUGCAGCCAGGAGAUGCGGCUGCCCCGCUGAUCACAUCCUCCUUUGGCCGCUAGGGGGGUUGGCCUUCAUUGGCGGAUCUGCGGGCCCCAAGGCACAGAUCUUCAUCUCCGCCUCAGGCCCUGCAACUCAUCUGCCCAUGCUGGGCGUCUGGGCGUUGCUCCUGGCACUGCUUCAGGGCCACAUCACCCUGUCCACCCACGGCCUCUUCAUCGAUCGGGACUUCUUCAACUUAGUGUGCAUCGCCAUGCUGAAUACCAACGUGGCGAUGCUGCUCUUCAAUCUGCUGGUCCCUUGCUUCCCCUUGGACUGCUCGCGGAUCCUGGCCAGCCUGCUCCUGUUCUGGAUGGAGCCGGGGAAAGCCGCUGGCGUCAUCGUGAUUUGCUCUUGCAUUGCGCUCAUUGUGCUUGUCGGCCUGAGCAUUUGGUCCUAUGCGGAAAGCAGCACGUCUUCGUCCUUGAACUUGUUCUUGGCGUUCUGGCUCGGCAUACAGACCUGGAGGCUGCAUCAAAGUCGACAACAGGGCGACCUGGCCUCCGAUCCGCUCUUCGGCGCGGCCAUGGCGGCGUCCCAGGCAUCCGAGGCCCAGGCCCAGGCAGCACCAAGCCGCUUCCGGCCCUUUGAAGGAGGCGCCAUGUCGUUGGGCAAAGCCACUGCGCCCACCGGCCAAGUCUGCCUCGGUGCAGCCCUCGCCUUGUGCGUGGCGAUGCACGUCUCCCGCGCCGGGCUGCGGCUUUCGGAGCCUUCGGCCGAGCUGAAGGAGGCCGCCUCGGCACGCUUCGGCGAGCUGAGGCAGCUCUGCCGCGCUGAGUACAUCCGGGAGGUCACGGAGGCCAGUGCGGCAGGACAAUGGGUGCUGGUCUUGCUGUACACCGAGAGCAGCCACGCAUGCCACGCGAUGAUGAGGCCCUGGGCGGAGGCGGCGCGGCGCUUCCCGGCCGUGAAGUUCCUGAAAGGGGUGGCCUCGGAGAUCAUUCCCGACUUCCCGGACAGCCUCACGCCCACUGUGAUCAUGUACAAGGACAAGGAGUGCGCGAAGAAGGUGCAGGGCCUCGCCGACUGGGGAGGCCAAAAUCGAGUCUGUGCCGAUUCCGUGGAGUGGGUGCUGGCAGAGCUGGGAGUGGUGACGUGCCCUAACACUUGUCUGUGCUCCUUUGAGCGUUUCACAUUGGGAGAGAGAAGUUCGGCCCUCUGA